Myodes glareolus (Bank vole) is the source of this 1550-nucleotide messenger RNA. Lineage: Eukaryota; Metazoa; Chordata; Mammalia; Rodentia; Cricetidae. The record is from RefSeq and is a predicted model, not a curated record.
AGGCUACAACCAGUCAGGGAGGCCACUGAGUCUCCCACAUCCCUAGACCACCAGUUUCGGGAGUGCCAUGGGACAGCUGAUAGCCAAACUGAUGCGAAUCUUUGGGAGCCAGGAGCACAAAGUCAUCAUCGUGGGACUGGACAAUGCAGGAAAGACCACCAUUCUCUACCAGUUUAAAGUAUCUGAUGGUCCUCACUCGGAUCUACAUGGUUCUUCACAACUCCCACAAUUCCAGUGUGGUCCACAGAUCAGAAGCCUCUAAGAUUGUUCUCUGGGGUCACAGGCCAGGCCACACUUGGACCAACUCACAUCUUUUCGUACACCAGUCACAGGACUUUGGCUGCUUGACCAAUGAGGUGGUUCACACAUGUUCCACCAUUGGGAGCAACGUGGAAGAAAUUGUUCUUCAGAAGACCCGCUUCCUCAUGUGGGACUUAGGGGGCCAGGAGGUUCUGCGCUCCUCCUGGGACACUUACUACUCCAGUACAGAGUUUGUCAUCCUUGUGAUCGACAGUACAGACCGGAAUCGGCUGCUGACCACCCGGGAGGAGCUGUAUAAGAUGCUGGCCCAUGAGGGAGGACCAUUAGAUGGGGGUGGUGGCUCUUACAUGCAACCUGGACAGCUGAGGCUGAUGGCUAUGAGGUUGAAGCCAGCCUGGGCUUCACAUAGAGCUCCAGGCCAGCCUGGGCUACAGAGUAAGAUUCUGUUUGGCACUUCAAGAUGCCUCAGUCCUGAUCUUUGCCAACAAGCAGGAUGUGAAAGACUCCAUGAGCACAGCGGAGAUCUCCCAGUCCCUCACACUCAGUGCCAUCAAGGACCACCCGUGGCAUAUCCAGGGCUGCUGUGCCCUCACCGGAGAAGGGCUGCCAGCUGGACUUCAGUGGAUGCAGUCUCAGGCCACAGCCAACUGAAGUUGCCGCCUGAGGCCUACCAGAAGAAGCAUGGUUGGCACUGGUGAGACACCCGGCCAUUUGCUGGUGGAAGCGGGGUGUCUGGCUAUGGACAGAGAGACUGCCUCCGGCCUCUCAUUUGUCACUGAGGAGCUGGAUCAAAGACUUCAAGAUGGUGCAGACAGAGCCACAGAUGAAACUGUCUCCCACUCCAUCACUGAAGGUGUGAGGAGACAUGGGGAACCUGCUGGGUGUGUUGGGGGACCCCCUCCCAGCCUUCACCUUCUGUUUGCCCAGAAAGCAAGAGAUUUUUAACAUUGGGCCAUAUCCAUUGGACAAAGGAGAUUCCAAUAAAGGAGCCAACAGGACCGGGCCAAAACUUGCCUGGUGUGGUGAGAUAGAUUGGCGGAGGAUGGGGAGGACAGAACCUUCCAGACAGAGGCAAUCCUCCACACUGCAGGAAUCGAUGCUCUCCCAUCCCUGUCUCCUUUCUGCUCCCUCUGGGGUGCUAACUCAGACCCCAGCUUUUGGGGUCUAAGUCACCACGUGGAGUCUCUCAGUGUUCUUCCAGUGUGAGUCCUUCCUCCUCUCCAAUGUCAAAGUUUUCUCCAGGACCUACUUAUUUGUCUUCGGGUCAUGAUUUUUUUUUAAAAAAAAAA